Messenger RNA from Camelina sativa (false flax), 1830 nucleotides. The record is from RefSeq and is a predicted model, not a curated record. Lineage: Eukaryota; Viridiplantae; Streptophyta; Magnoliopsida; Brassicales; Brassicaceae.
AUGGAGGAGAUACAGUCUCAAUCAGAUUUAUACCGUCCAUCUUCAUCAUCUGCAAGUAGUCCAACAAGUAGAGUCCCAUCUAGUCAUUUCUUCUAUGUAAGAAAACCUGGUUCUCUUCGACAACCUAUAUCCUUUGAGGAUUCUCCUGAGUGGGAAGACACACCUGAUGUUGAUUCAAGAAUGGAAGAUGAAGCUGGUGGUCGUGAUUCUAUUAACUAUGCUACAACAACGCCUAUUUCUCCUUCGCUAUCGAAGAUGAAUAGUGGAUCAAUGGCUUCAUCUCCUCCUGUCCCUGAAGGUGGAGGAGCGGCUGUUGUUAGGAAAAUCGCUGGUGCUUCUAUUGCUUGGAAAGAUUUGACUGUUACUAUGAAAGGGAAGAGGAAGUAUUCUGAUAAAGUUGUUAAGAGUUCGAAUGGUUAUGCUUUCCCCGGGACUAUGACGGUUAUUAUGGGUCCUGCUAAGUCUGGGAAGUCUACUCUAUUGAGAGCACUUGCUGGAAGAUUGCCUCCUUCAGCAAAAAUGUACGGUGAGGUGUUUGUGAAUGGUUCAAAAUCACAUAUGCCUUAUGGAUCCUACGGGUUUGUUGAGAGGGAAACACAACUGAUUGGAUCGCUUACAGUACGUGAAUUCCUAUACUAUUCAGCGCUGCUUCAGCUUCCAGGUUUCCUCUUUCAGAAAAGGAGUGUUGUGGAAGAUGCAAUUCAGGCAAUGUCUUUGAGUGAUUAUGCAAAUAAAUUGAUUGGUGGUCACUGUUACAUGAAGGGCCUACGAAGUGGUGAAAGAAGACGUGUGUCUAUUGCUCGUGAACUUGUGAUGCGACCACAUAUCUUAUUCAUUGAUGAGCCUCUUUAUCAUCUUGACAGUGUUUCGGCACUGCUUAUGAUGGUGACGCUAAAAAAGCUUGCAAGUAUGGGAUGUACACUUGUAUUCACGAUUUAUCAAAGCAGCACUGAAGUGUUUGGUUUGUUUGAUAGAAUCUGCCUUCUAUCAAAUGGAAACACACUCUUCUUCGGGGAGACACUGGCUUGCUUACAGCACUUUUCAAAUGCUGGAUUCCCAUGCCCUAUAAUGCAAAGUCCAUCAGAUCAUUUUUUGCGGGCUAUUAACACAGAUUUCGAUAGGAUUAUUGCAAUGUGCAAAAACUGGCAGGACGAUAAUGGGGACUUUUCAGCAGUGAAUAUGGAUACUACUGUUGCUAUUCGCACUCUCGAGGCUACUUAUAAAUCAUCUGCAGAUGCUGAUUCCGUCGAGGCUCUGAUAUCUAAACUUACCGAAAGGGAGGGUACACAGCUUAAAUCCAAGGGAAAAGCCGGUGCUGCUACACGUGUUGCAGUGCUUACUUGGAGAUCGCUUCUAGUUAUGUCGAGGGAAUGGGAAUACUAUUGGCUCCGACUUAUUCUUUACAUGAUUCUUACACUUAGUAUUGGCACAUUAUAUUCUGGCUUAGGUCAUUCUUUGUCUUCUGUUGCAACAAGAGUUGCUGCUGUGUUUGUUUUUGUCUCCUUUGCCUCACUAUUGGGAAUUGCUGGAAUACCUUCACUUUUAAAAGAAAUCAAGAUAUAUAGAAGUGAAGCAUCGAACCAGCAUUCGGGUGCUUUUGUCUUCUUACUAGGACAGUUUCUUGGAAGCAUACCGUUCUUGUUUCUCAUGUCCAUCUCCUCAAGUCUUGUGUUCUACUUCAUGGUCGGGUUAAGAGACGAUUUCAGCUUGUUGAUGUACUUUGUGCUCAACUUCUUCAUGUGUCUGUUGGUGAACGAAGGAUUGAUGCUCUCCAUCGCUUGCAUUUGGCGAGAUGUUUACUGGAGCACAUUGACUCUCAUCUCUGUACAC